Messenger RNA from Numida meleagris (helmeted guineafowl), 2953 nucleotides. RefSeq names its product protein phosphatase 1 regulatory subunit 17 (gene PPP1R17). The transcript is spliced from 5 exons. The coding region runs from base 873 to 1349 and encodes 158 amino acids. NCBI's taxonomy places the organism in Eukaryota, Metazoa, Chordata, Aves, Galliformes, Numididae. The record is from RefSeq and is a predicted model, not a curated record. Gene Ontology annotation, molecular function: protein phosphatase inhibitor activity. Gene Ontology annotation, biological process: regulation of phosphatase activity.
AACUGGGGAAAAAAUGUGAAGAUAACGGCAAGAAAAAAAGUCUGUGAGCAGUCAUGGUGUUAAAGGAUAUUUUAAUAAAAGGGGAUAGAAAAAGGCAUUUUUGUUGCAAAUGAAUACCAGGAGAAGAGCAGUUCACAAUCCCACCGAGUGUUUUUUCCAGAGCUUUUCUAACGUCAGGCAUGUUUGUAUAUUUUUCCCUCAGUUGGAAUAACAGCUCCAUCCAGUGCAGUGGGCUAAAAUAGGAGAGAGUGGUCCCCGCUGGCAAGCAACUAGCAGCCGCAGAAGACUCCCUGCCUGGCCCCAUAAAUACCCUGCUUGUGUAACUAGCUGUGGCCAGAUGCACACACAAACGCUGCAGUCACUGCUGAACCUCAGCGUGCCCAUCACUUUCUGUGCUCCUGGUUCUGUUCCCAGACACGUGCCCUGCCUGCUUGCUCCACUUUUAUCCUCGGCUCUCCCCUGGGUCCCAAACGGCAGCAGCCUUGCUCCCUCCCCUAGCCAUUCCCCUUGCGCCUCUGAACACAGUGGCUGUGGCUCGUCUUUCGGCUCCCUUCACUGCACUCUGAAUCCUUCAUUCAUCCCUCCCACUGCCCCGAGCGUCUGGCCAGAGAGAUGCCUUCUUCUUGAGGCGCUGCCGGCAUCCCCCACCAAAACCCACUGGGUGCAGAGGAGCGGGGAUGCUGAGUCCCAGCCUCCCAGAGGACUCCUGAUCUCGAUAUUGCCAUAGCAACUGCUCCCACUGCUCCCUUGAUAAGGGAGCAGCAGUGCCCGCGGAACCCAGCUCAGGACAUUGGAAGUCCAGACAUCCCCAACGCUGAAUUGCAACCUAUCUGUCGCCGCUCUUUUCAAAGGGGGAGAAAAAACCCAUUUCAAUGAUGUCAACAGAAUGCGUUCAGCCACUUGAUAUCCCAGAAGACAGACUGGACAAGCGAGAUUCACACUGCAACCAUUUAGAAGAUCUUUCAGAACAACUGAUUAAGAGCUGUGAUCUCAAAAAGAAACCAAGAAAAGGUAAAACUAUCCAGCCUUCCCAAAACACUGAACAGGAGCAGAAAAAGCCAAGGAGAAAAGACACACCAGCUAUACACACCCCACCACCCCUAACAGGCAUACUUUCAGACUUUUCUGAUAAUCUGCUGAAAAGGUAUGGUAUCUCAGAUAAGCCACAGAGAGAGAGAGUGAGUCAAGGCUCUCAGAUCACUGAACUGGAGCAGAAAAAGCCCAGGAGAAAAGAUACACCUGCAAUACACAUCCCACCUUUGAUAAUAGGCACUAAGCUGCUUACAGAAGAAAAGCAAACAGCAAUUAUGGAAGAUGAAGAAAAGGAUGGAGACACAAUCCCCAGUUAAGAUUACAGUGAUAUUUCCAGUAUUGCAAUGUAAAUAAUUCUGGGUCAUUCAAAGUGGCAGCACAUAGAAAAAGAAGUCCUUUCAUUUUUAUAAAUAAUAGUUUUUUCAAGUAUGCACUUGAAUUCAUCUUCAAGUGCUUCUCUGCAUCUCAUGAAAUCCCAGCAAGUAUUACAGGAGAUGACAGAAAAUUCACCUACAUGUGGGGCUGGAAGGAUUCUCUUGGUUUACUAAAGCAGCUUCCCAGGAUUUUUGUCUUCAAGGGAUCCACCUGAGACUACAUCUAGUACCUUGUAGUGAGGUGGUAAGAGUUAACACAAAGGCCCCACCAAUCCAGGGUAGCUGGCGCUAGAUAACAGGGUGUCAGUAAAUGCAUGAUACCACUAGAUAUCACAGGGUAGUCAAAUAUCAACUAAUGAUUCACAUUGCAUUUUUCUUCUGACAUUUCACCUCGGUCAUCCAGCUUUCCUUCACUGGAAUAAUGUUGACCACAGUAAAAAUUUCCACAUGCAGGGCUGAUGUGAUCGAUGUUCCUGAAAUGCAAAGCAAACACUUUUUGUGCCUGUAUCUGUUCAUGACUCGUGAUUGAGAGGAGAAGAGGGUAGAUUUACUGUCGUAGAAAAGCUUACAGCUAUGGGCUGUCAGCACUGAUACAUCAAACAGAACUGACGACAGAGCUCUCAGAAGAGAAACUUUUGGGAAGAGCAACAUUUGCCUAUUACAGCGGUGUAGACUAUUGAUUUCUUUUUUUUCUCAAAGGUUUUAUUCCUGGAUUGCUGAAAGCCAGACUAGUUGGAAAGCUGAUCCUUUUACUCUUCGUUUUUUUCUUUUGAUACCUGUUUUUUUAGCUCAGUCUUAGGAGGAACUAUAAGGAUUAAAAAUCAUAGCAAAAUAUUGCAGAUUGAGUAAAAGAGAUAGCAUUACUCUAUGUCAUAUAUAUAAUGCAAGAUGAAACAGCACCAUACUUUAAAAAAAUAUUUUAAUUCAAUGAUUAAACCAAUAAAUGUUUUCAUGGCCAGCUACACACUUCAGCAUUUGUACGGAGAUGGGUACUUUUAGAAUAUUAUACAAAAUACGUAGGGCUGAAUAGCUUUGUGCUUACCUUAAUAGCUCUGUACGCUAGAUGGAGCAGCACCACCAGCUGGACCAUUAGGGACCUCAGCACACAGGUUAGAGAUUACCUAGGGUGGCAGAUUGCAUCCAGUUAUCUGUUUAACACCCAUAGGUAGGCAGCUGAGAAGCACACUAGCCUGGACUUCAUUUGCCACAGUGACUGACCCAGCAUCUUUCAUCCCAUUCACAGAUGUUCAGCUUCAAGAUGUAAUCAACAAGCUUAUAAUAAAAUAUGGUAUAUUAAAGCAUACAAAAGAUCAGCUGUAUUAUUAAUGGGAUGUCUGAUACCUAGAAGGUGUAAUUUUUAAUCCUAUUAAUCUAUCAACAGGAUAAGAUAAUAUUUAAAAUACGAUCAAUCAGUGUUUCAUAUUAUGAUGUUCGCAUAAGGUGCGCAAUAAAGUAUGUCACUGCAAGUACGUGGUAAGAAUAUAAGCGCAAUCAGCAUGUCACAUUUGUGAUCCAACGCACUGCUAGUUUUUAAUUUUUGGAACUGU